UUGCAACCAAUCUUUUCCAGCGACUCAAGCGACUGACAACGCGGAUGGCAAGAGAGAAAUUUUAACUUUGUCGAUUUAUAGAGGACACGCGAUUGUAGAGUGAAACGCCAAACAAUGAAACCCUUAAUGUUGCACGGGCACGAGCGUGCCAUCACCAAAAUAAAGUAUAAUAGAGAGGGAGAUCUACUGUUCUCCGCCAGUAAGGAUAAGCAACCCAAUGUUUGGUAUUCGCUGAACGGUGAGCGUCUCGGUACCUUCAACGGGCACAAUGGCUCUGUAUGGUGCAUCGAUGUCAACUGGGAUACUACGCGGUUAUUAUCUGGCAGUGGUGAUAACACUUUGAGAGUCUGGGAUUGUCAAACUGGUAAGGAAAUUGGACAGCUGCACACAAACAGUUCUGUAAGAACGUGCGGCUUCAGUUACUCGGCGAACCUCGCGGUGUUCUCCACUGACAAGGCAUUGGGUCACCAGUGCGAGAUGUUCAUAAUGGACGUACGAAACGUUGAUUCUACAUUAUCACAAGAGGACGCGAUCUCUAGAAUCUUGGUCAAUGGUCCUAGGAUUUCUGCUAUAUUAUGGGGUGCCCUCGACGAGACUAUUAUCACUGGUCAUGAAGAUGGUGAACUUAAACUUUGGGAUGUGAGGACGGGAAAGAAGCUGUCCAGUGUUAAAGGUCACAAAUCUCAGAUAAAUGAUAUGCAAUUCAACAAAGAUGGUACCAUGUUUGUAACUGCGUCCAAGGAUCACACGGCGAAACUUUUUGAUAGCGAGUCCCUGGUGUUAUUGAAAACUUACAAGACGGAAAGACCUGUAAACUCUGCUACAAUAUCACCGAUUUUUGAUCAUGUGGUUCUUGGCGGUGGUCAAGAUGCCAUGGACGUCACAACCACAUCCGCGCGACAAGGCAAAUUCGAUUCACGAUUCUUCCAUUUAGUAUUCGAAGAAGAAUUCGCACGUUUGAAGGGACACUUUGGUCCCAUUAACUCUCUCGCUUUUCAUCCCAACGGUCGCAGCUAUUCUACAGGCGGAGAAGAUGGCUAUAUGCGUAUUAAUAAUUUUGAUCAGUCUUACUUCGACUUUCAUUUUGAGUAUUAAAUUGAUCAAUCUUAAGAUAUAUGUACAUAAAUCGUUCUAUACUAGAAUAAUACUUACGUACAUGUAUCUUUUGAUUGAUAAAUAAAUUAUAUACUGUGUGUAAUCAUUUUUCCAAACUAAAUGAAACUUAAAACAGUACUUUUUGUAAAAGAAA
Messenger RNA from Solenopsis invicta (red fire ant), 1249 nucleotides. RefSeq names its product eukaryotic translation initiation factor 3 subunit I (gene eIF3i). Gene Ontology annotation, biological process: cytoplasmic translational initiation. Gene Ontology annotation, cellular component: cytoplasm; eukaryotic translation initiation factor 3 complex, eIF3m. The transcript has 5 exons. The coding region runs from base 115 to 1095 and encodes 326 amino acids. The record is from RefSeq and is a predicted model, not a curated record. Gene Ontology annotation, molecular function: protein binding; translation initiation factor activity; RNA binding. Lineage: Eukaryota; Metazoa; Arthropoda; Insecta; Hymenoptera; Formicidae.